CAGCAGUUCCGGGUGCACCAUGGCCGAGCCGAAGUCGGUGUGUGUUUCGGUGGACGAAGUGGUCUCCAACGGCACAGACACCCAAGACAUCCGGCUCAUGAAUGGACACUUAAAAAAGGUGGACAAUGCUCUGACAGAGGCUCACCGCUUCUCCUACCUACCCCGCAGACCAGCCGUGAACAUUGAGUUUAAAGAACUGUCCUACUCCAUCCAAGAAGGGCCGUGGUGGAGGAAGAAAGGUUAUAAGACCCUUUUGAAAGGAAUUUCAGGGAAGUUCAGCAGUGGAGAACUUGUUGCAAUUAUGGGUCCUUCAGGAGCUGGGAAGUCAACGCUUAUGAACAUUCUGGCAGGAUACAGAGAGACGGGAAUGAAAGGGGAAAUCCUCAUCAAUGGGCAGCCCCGGGACCUGCGCUCUUUCCGCAAAGUCUCCUGCUACAUCAUGCAGGAUGACAUGCUCCUUCCUCACCUGACCGUCCAGGAAGCUAUGAUGGUAUCUGCUCAUCUGAAACUUCAAGAGAAAGAUGAAGGGAGGAGAGAAAUGGUAAAGGAAAUACUAACAGCCCUCGGUUUGCUGACCUGUGCCAACACGAGGACUGGGAGCCUUUCUGGAGGCCAGAGAAAGCGUCUUGCCAUUGCUUUGGAGCUGGUGAACAACCCCCCUGUCAUGUUUUUUGAUGAACCAACCAGUGGCUUGGACAGUGCAUCAUGUUUUCAGGUUGUCUCUCUGAUGAAGGCUUUAGCCCAGGGUGGCAGGUCCAUCAUCUGCACCAUUCACCAGCCCAGUGCAAAACUGUUCGAGCUGUUUGAUCAGCUCUAUGUUUUAAGUCAAGGUCAAUGCAUUUACCGUGGGAAGGUAACAAACCUAGUCCCUUACUUGAGAGAUUUGGGUUUGAAUUGCCCAACCUACCACAAUCCAGCAGAUUUUGUCAUGGAAGUGGCAUCUGGCGAAUACGGGGACCAGAACAGCCGGCUGGUCAGGGCCGUGCGGGAGAGGAUUUGUGACACCGACUACAAGAGGGAUGUGGGUGGUGAGAACGAGCUGAACCCCUUCCUCUGGCACCGGCCUUCCGAGGAGGAUUCCUCCUCCACAGAAGGCUGCCACAGCUUCUCUGCCAGCUGCCUAACCCAGUUCUGCAUCCUCUUCAAAAGAACUUUUCUCACCAUCAUGAGGGAUUCGGUCCUGACACACCUGCGUAUCACCUCACACAUUGGCAUCGGGCUGCUCAUCGGGUUGCUCUACCUGGGCAUUGGCAACGAAGCUAAAAAAGUCCUCAGCAACUCCGGCUUCCUCUUUUUUUCCAUGUUGUUUCUCAUGUUUGCUGCGCUCAUGCCAACUGUCCUCACCUUUCCCCUUGAGAUGGGAGUGUUUCUCAGAGAGCAUCUGAACUACUGGUACAGCCUGAAAGCCUAUUACCUCGCCAAAACCAUGGCUGAUGUUCCUUUUCAGAUCAUGUUCCCUGUGGCUUACUGCAGCAUUGUGUACUGGAUGACUUCACAGCCAUCUGAUGCUCUCAGAUUUGUCCUCUUUGCAGCCUUGGGAACCAUGACAUCCCUGGUGGCUCAGUCCCUGGGCCUUCUCAUAGGUGCAGCCUCUACAUCCCUCCAGGUGGCAACAUUUGUGGGCCCAGUUACUGCCAUCCCAGUUCUUCUCUUCUCUGGGUUUUUUGUCAGCUUUGAUACCAUCCCAACAUACCUCCAGUGGAUGUCCUACAUUUCCUAUGUCAGGUACGGGUUCGAAGGAGUUAUUCUCUCCAUCUAUGGACUGGAUCGGGAAGAUCUGCAUUGUGACAAAGACGACACUUGCCAUUUUCAAAAAUCAGAGGCCAUCCUGAGAGAACUGGAUGUAGAAAAUGCCAAACUUUACCUGGACUUCAUUGUUCUCGGAAUUUUCUUCUUCUCUCUGCGCCUGAUUGCCUAUUUCGUUCUCAGAUACAAAAUCCGAGCGGAGAGGUAAAGGAGAAGCAGCUGAACCAAUGCAGUAGGGAGAUCUUUAGACAUGCAAUAGAGGGCACUUGACAUUGUCUCACUGUGGCAGGCUGGUCCCCAGUGCCCAGCCAGAUGCUGUUCUGACCGAGCCCAUGGAGAGCCACAAUGGGAUAGUGGACAUACAGUGUUAAGCCAAUCAGUCCAGUUGGGUUGGGUCAUGUUUUCAUUACACUUUCUAGCUUUAACUAGGAAGAAGAACUAGAAGGGAAUUUUACACCACAGAGUAUCAAAACCGAGGCAGUGUAACUGUAAUAAAAAAACCUGCCUGCAGGAGCUUUCCUUAUGAAAACCAAUUUCGGGAUAAGGUUGCUGGGAUAUAAGUCCUGGUAGCCAGAAUAGUAUAAUGUCCUCUCUAGUUGACAAGGUAAUGAGAUGCAAAAUGAGGAAUGCAAUGACAAUAGGAUUCUCUCAUCUUUUUAAAUCUAGAGUUUCAUCUUUGCGGAAUUUUCUAUAUAUUAUUUUGCAAUUCUUUUCCACAGAAUUACCCCUUCUGGCCAAAAGUCUGUAAAUGUAUUAAUAAGGUAAAGACAUCUUUUUAAUAUGGAUACUUUUUUAAAGCAAACCUAAAGUGAUUCAAGUAAUUAUUUUUGUUUCUGUCUGAAUUUAGAAUUCUGGUGCUUUACUUGUCGAGCUGGUCUCAUAUCUGAAAACUGUAAUGAUAGGAGGAAAAGGCAGAUUCUGAGUCUGCACUAAACCUCUGGUCCUAUUUGGAAGCAUCCCUGAAUAGCACACGCAGUUAGGCAUGUUCAAGCUGUCACUGAACGGUUGAAAAAAACCAUUAUUUUGCAGUGUCUUUUAAAUCCUUGGUAUUUGUGAUAUUCAGAAUACUAACUCUGCUCAUUACCUGUUUGAUCUACCUCCUGUGAAUAUAAAAAUCAAAGCACUCCAAGGCUCAUUUUUUUCUUAAAUUGUGAAAGCAGAAUUUGUCCCUAAAGUGAUUGUUAAAGCCUGAUGGAGUGCAAGAGUUGUCCAGAGAUCAAAGCCUGGGGUACUGUGUUAAAACACUUGUGACUGCCUCAUACAGCAGGAGUCAUUUUGUCUGCACUGUGUAGAACCCUCCUGAAACAUACAGAUGACCUUGUAAUCCUGCAGAUCUAAUUAUGCCAGGUAGUUCUGUUCUCAUCCUAAAGUCCACAUGCACAACAUGGGAAUCAAUAGCUACUUCAUCUAAACAUCAAUGAAACUGUUGUUUUGUGUAUCUCAGCUGUGUAAAUUUGGUAGGGGGAAUUCUGGUUCCAAGCUGAUGUGAAUUUUGUCACCAAUUUUGAUGGGUUUGGAUUUUCAAAUCUUAAGUGGAACCGUGGGGCCCAUACUCGUGUUGGACACCUUGGUGAACUUCAGUGCAAAUUCCACCACCUUCUGCCAUUCCUGUGAACUUAUCUUGGUGUCCCAAACCUCUGAGUGAGACCCACACUCUCUGUAAAUGUAUUAUUCCUGUCAGGAUGCUGAAGUCUUGUAGGUUGGAAGCAGCUCAAUGUCAGCAAAACAUGCAGGAGCUCAACAGCUCGUGGCAGUAGAGUAGAUAAGAGAGACCUCGUGCUUCUGCUGGCCCCCUCUGUUUUCAGAGACUCCAUGGCUACGUCUGUACUAGUGAAAUAAAUAGUGCCAGGGCCAGCUCUGUUAGUCCUCAAAUGACUGGGGCUGAUAGGAAUGGUCCCUGUACUGACUUCUAAACAGAGCCAUUGUCUGGAAAAGCUCUGGCUGUGCUGUGCUGCAGCUCUGCCAUUGUUUCCCAGUUUUCCUGGCCUGUGCCCAGGCUCUGUUUAAUUUACCAAUACAGACCAGGUAUAUCUGUUAAACUCAGGACGUUUGAAUUAAACCUGUGUUCUGGAAGACUUUAAAUCGAGUCACAUAUUUCGGGAAGGUUAGCUGAACCUUCCCUGAAAGUAAGAUUGGCCUUUGAAAGCAAGGUCAAUCUUCAGUGUAGAAGAAAACCAAAAUCCUUUCACAACCUCUUUGCAUAUUUUUUGUGGCUGUUUUUUCUCCAAAAUCUUUCGUACAGCUCUGCAGCUUUUCCAGGCAUAAUCACAAGCAGGUAUGGAACUGUAUGGCUGUCAGAUUUGAGAAAUUAAGAAUUUUAGCUAUUCUAAAUAAUACUCAUAACUGUGAACAGUUUGUAAAUAAUUCACAAGUCUGAAAUCCCUCGGCACGACGUGCCUUGAUUAUUUCAAGACCCUCAAAGUGUUUGUGAAUAUUUUACAGGCAGUUCAAACGCUGUUUGCAGGCAGACAAAAGAAUACAUUUGCCAAAUGACUCUUUGGUUGCACACUGUUGGUCCAGCUGCAGGCUGGCUGAGUGUGAGAGAGUUGUGACAUCCAGGGCAUUGAACACCUUCAGGGCUCAUGUGUUGUGUUUACCAGCACCAUUUACCAAAUACCACACUGAAAAUCCCUUGCAGAGUUCCAAAGGAGGUCACUUUGCUGACCAUCCCAACACCAGUGAUACACGAUGCUGUUUUCUCCCAUCCAGACCAGUUUAGCAGUACGAGUUCCCUGGAUGCUGUCUUGUUAUCUGUGCCUGUUCCUCUGUCUGUAGACCUUCUUAUCUUACCUCUUCAGUCUGCAACAUGUCCUCCUGUACUGUAACUUUGUAUGUGUUAUGGUAGCCAAAAGUCUGGUCCUGGCGGGUGUUCCUAAUAAGAAAAUGCAGGCUCUGGAAUAUUUUUUUGUCUCUCCUUUUUUUGUUAGAUGCGCUUUUUCCCAGCCAUCUACUGACAGCACUUAGCUGGAAGUUACUAUUCUAAGGAAAACUUUCAGACUGUAGUAUCCCAGUAAAGAAAUAAUUCUCUGGGAACUCAGUGGUACUCAUAGAUGAGGUAAUUGUUCCUUCCCUCCUUAGCCUGCAAAUUAACUAAUGAUCUCUCUUUUGUCGCUACUGCGGGGCAGAAGUAUUUAAAAUCCAUCCCAAUUAUGUUUUCAUAUACUGCAAAGAUUUUUAACAUAGUCUCAGGCUGGCUUUUUUCUCUUCAUGUGGAAAUAAAUUCUAGCAGGCUGGUAUAAAAUGCAUUCCUGUUCAUUCAAGGCUGAGCAUUCAUGUGCUGUUGUGUUAAGCAGCACAUUGUGAAGCUCUGGAGGCUUCACGUGGAAGAAUAAUAAGGCCAGCAAGGUUCUGAAGUCUUCAAAUCCUCAAUUUGUAUAGCCAUGUAUAAAGAGCCAUAAACAGUUUGAAAUCAAUGCCAUUUUCACCAUUUGAAUCAGUCACAGUCUGACUAAAAGUUGCAUAAGAGGCUAAAGGUUUCUAAAGGUCACUUGAAGACUGAAUGUAUGAUUUCUGUUUGGAUUGCAGGAAGACUCUAGUGUCCUGUUGGCCUCCUUAUUAUAUUUUUACUUGUUUUGACAUGUUACUUUGGUUACUAUGUGCAUCAGUUAAGACUUUAGGUGCUUCAUAUUCUUUUUGUUGUUUUUUCUUUAUGGAAAACUUGCGUAUAAUAUGAAACACCUUGGAAGAUUUUAAAAAUUAUUUGAAACAUUAUUAUUUACAAUUAAAUAAAAGAUUUGGAAAGCAGAUUCUACCCAUAAGAAAUUGAGAAAAUUUCAUCUUUAUAGGUCAAAGGGAGUAACAGAAGACUGGUGCUGAAAUGCUCUUCAGUUCUUAGAAUUUGGAGCCCAAGUUAUUGAUUUUUGUUAAAAGAGAGGAAUAUGUAGACAUGUAAUAGAAGAGCUGGUUAUGUAAGUGGGAGAUAAUGAACACUUGAGUCCAAGUACUGGAUGUAUCAGGUGAUGCUUUUGUGUCAAAGCCUGUGUUGUCAACAGAAAUGAGUGUUUUACGAAACAUUUUUUCUGGAAAUAAGUGUGGCAUAUACUGACCUGUGCCACCCCAGUGAUCCUCACAGAGGAGAUCUUACCUGUCCUCUUUACACAACACUAGAUGGAUGUUCUUGAUUCUGAGGA
This is a messenger RNA of Manacus vitellinus (golden-collared manakin), 5876 nucleotides long. It is a transcript of the gene ABCG1, whose product is annotated as ATP binding cassette subfamily G member 1. The record is from RefSeq and is a predicted model, not a curated record. Bases 20 to 1954 code for a protein of 644 amino acids. Gene Ontology annotation, molecular function: ABC-type sterol transporter activity; ATP hydrolysis activity; ATP binding. The transcript has 14 exons. Gene Ontology annotation, biological process: cholesterol homeostasis; transmembrane transport. Gene Ontology annotation, cellular component: plasma membrane. Lineage: Eukaryota; Metazoa; Chordata; Aves; Passeriformes; Pipridae.